AUGCUAUCUGCAAAUUUGCCCCUGCUACUGCUGCUGCUCUCGGGGGCAGCAGCCACGGCCAUGGCUACAGCCACCCUUGCUCAGGAGAGUGGCACCGCUGGCCAGGACAGUGGGGAAGGCAUGGAAACGCAGCCCAGCGGGCCCCAGACCUUUCUCGCCCGGUGGUACGAGUGGACCUCCCAGGCCCGGGGCGGGACCGAUGCGGGGGCCGUGUCCCAGCGGCGGACAAGUCCUCCCGUGCCGCCACCCCGGCCUGCACCCUGCCGUACUUUCUUCUGGAAGACCUUCUCCUCCUGCAAGUAG
Messenger RNA from Ochotona princeps (American pika), 303 nucleotides. It is a transcript of the gene CORT, whose product is annotated as cortistatin. Gene Ontology annotation, biological process: regulation of cell migration. The record is from RefSeq and is a predicted model, not a curated record. The transcript has 2 exons. Gene Ontology annotation, molecular function: neuropeptide hormone activity. Bases 1 to 303 code for a protein of 100 amino acids. Lineage: Eukaryota; Metazoa; Chordata; Mammalia; Lagomorpha; Ochotonidae. Gene Ontology annotation, cellular component: extracellular region.